This is a messenger RNA of Rotaria socialis, 528 nucleotides long. The record is from the annotation of a GenBank genome assembly. Lineage: Eukaryota; Metazoa; Rotifera; Eurotatoria; Philodinida; Philodinidae.
AUGUUGUCGAAUUUAAUCGCUCGAUAUCAGUUCAUAAGUAACCAAUUGAUUCGUUAUUCUCAAUUUUUAUUUUCUUCACCAACAUUUGCAUUUGCUGAUUGUCCAUCAACAUUAGCAACACCAAAAUCAUCUUUACCCGAUAUGUCAAUUUUACUAACUCAAAAACAUCGUGCAACUAUUGAACGUCGUCGAGUUCGACGUCAUUCUGAUUUGCCAAUGUCAUUAAUGAAAAGACUUGGUACACCUCGUCAAGACCUUCAUCAAUGUUUAGAAUGUGGCACUUGGCAUGAAAAGAAAACUAUAUGUGGACAUUGCUAUGAUCGUAUUAGAAAAGAAACUCAAGCUAUGAAAGAUUCAUAUCCAAAUAAAGAUGAAUUUAAUUAUAAUCAUCCUCAACAAGAAAUCGUUUAUGUUUAUAAAAAUGAUAAAAAAAUUCAAGACAAUACAAAACGUAUCGUUGAAAUUGAACGUGAACGACCAACAUGGUUUUCGAAAAAUCUAAUACCAAAAAUUAAUACAACGAAAUAG